AAGCCGCCUGAGAUGGCGCCCAUUUCCUGCUUCCGGGUUCUUCCCGGCCUGAACAAGCCCGCCAAAUUGUCAUAUCUGCCCAGUUACCCGUGACGCUAGCCUAUCAGCUUGUUAGGCGCGCUUCUCUGUGAUUGGAUACUGCUUCCCCUUAUAAGAGGUUGUUCCUGCCCCCAACGGCGGAAGAGGAAUCAACGUUGAGGGUGGCGGACCUUGUUAGGUCCGGUUCGCUGUACGUAAUAAAGUUUGAGAGCUGAUCCUGCUCGAGUUUGGCCUCCUGUCUCCCGAGGCUCCGGUCAUCUGGUGGCCCGUACGGGGAAAAAGGUAAAAGACUCAGCGACGUGCCUCUUCGGCCGGGAGGUGCGAUUGCUGUCGCCUGCGGUACGACGGAGGACCUGGCUCAAUAACAACAGAAGGCCGCGAGCGCCUCUUCUCUUCACCCUGAUCAGCUACGUGAGAUACAGCGGUUCCCGGGACAGGUGAGUACUGGGUCACCUGGGUUGGGUGGACGCACCUAACAGAUUUUGAGCGCCACACGAGUGGACGCCGGUUUUUUUUUUUCUUUUCUUUUCCCUUUGCAUCUGUUUUGCUUUCGCUUCGCUAAUACAGCCCGACAGGCUUUUGAGCUCGAUCGGAAUGCUCAGAGGAGCCCGGAGCCACUGCCGAUUGUGGGUCUCCGGAGGACCCUCAGGGCUCUAAUUCUGAUUCGGAUUCGGAAGGCUCAGAAGAGGAGGUCGUCUUUGCUAAGCAUGACCCUCCUACACCGUUAAAAGAGGAACUUAGGGCUCGGGAAGAUAAAAAGGGGAACCAAACACCACCCUGCCCGAGCUACUCCGCCUUACGGGAAGAGCUUAAGCCCUUCCGCCCUUUGGCAAGUUCGCGACCCAGGGUCGCUCCCUUCAGGGCGCCAGGCCCCACUGCACCGCCGUGGCCGGAAGAGGAGUUGCUCCCUGGGCUGCCACCACAACCUAUGGCACCGCCCUGGUUAGAGGGAGAGCUACUUCCUGGGUUGCCUUCUGCGCCCCCAUCUGGGGAGGGAGGAGGACGUUCCUUCCACCAGAGGGUAUGGUCGCGGCUUCCUUUUGAGUGUUCCGGUCUCCAUGCAUUCCCGGUACAAGUAGGAGGCAGGGGAGGAGGAGGAUAUUAUGAGCCCUUAGAAAUUAAACAACUUAAAACUAUCAAGGACGCAGUUUCAGCUUAUGGGCCCAAUGUGCCAUUUACCAUGGCGCUUUUAGAGGCAUUGGCAGGUCUGCUUUUAACUCCUGGAGAUUGGACCCAGCUGGCACGCGCCUGCCUCUCCCCCGGACAAUAUUUAGAUUGGAAGUCCUGGAAUGAGGAAUUCUGUGUAGAGCAGGCGGCAGCCAACAGGGAAAAUAACCAGAGAGAGUGGAACAGGGAUAUGCUAUUAGGGCGAGGAGCCUUUGAGGAAGAUCAAACUCAAUACCCUCGCCAGGUUUAUGAACAAAUUAGCCGCUGUGGCCUCCAGGCCUGGAGACGGCUGGCUGGAAAGGGAGAACAUACGGGUCACCUUACAAAAAUUAUACAAGGGCAGGGAGAGCCAUUUUCAGACUUUGUGGCCCGCAUGCUUGAGGCCGCUAACAGGAUUUUUCCAGAUGCUGAGGCGGCUCACCCUCUCAUAAAACAAUUGAUUUUUGAACAGUGCACUAAGGAGUGCCGUGAUGUCCUAAGAACUAACAAAAAUAGGUCCUUAGAAGAGUGGACACGCCUGUGCCGUGAAUUGGGUGGCCACGGCCUAACGCCCAAAGGAAGAAUAUCAUUGGCACUCUUUACCAUAAAUUUUUUAAACCUUAAUCACAAUAAUCAUUCCCCUGCCAUGGAGCACAAUAACCCGUCCCCGGCCGACAAAGGGCUGGUGAGAUGGAAAGAUGUCCUUACAGGACAAUGGAUGGGCCCGGAUCCAGUGAUUAGCUGGACCCGAGGUGCGGUUUGUGUCUUCCCACAGGAACCAGGCUGCGAACCGCUGUGGGUCCCGGAAAGAUUGACGCGAGCAGUAAACUCCCCACCAGUUCCUGAUAAAGCACAGGAGGAUAAGCCCGCGGACACAAGUCAACUCGAUCCUUCUGGGACCGACGCUCAGCGCCCGAGACCAUCUACAAACUAAAAUGUCUGGUUUGGAGCUUUUUCUAUUCUGUGGGUUCCUAUUAAUCACCCCUGUUCGCACAAAUUUGACCAACACUGUUAAAAAUAGCCAGUUUGUGGGAACGCGUCACCUCCUGGUUCUCCUGGCCCAACCUGACUACUUGGAUCCUGAUUGCCGUGGCCAUCCUAGUGGGGCUUGUGGUUAUUAAAUGCUUGUUAGAUCGCCUCAUACAAACUCAGCAGCAGGUUAAGAUCACAGCUAUGGCAGCCAUGCAAAUGGCAGCAGGUGGCCCAUCAGGCCAGCAGGCCGCCGCAUAUCUCCUUCACAUUGCAGAACAUCAGCUAUAAGAGCUGAGUGGGCAAGCCAAUGACGGGCUCCACUCAGAUAUAUAUGGCCUAUAAGGCCAGGGGUCCCUCCCGGAGUCAAAUUAUUGGCAUUGAGAUGCGAGACCAAGGGUACUGCAGUGCCAUCCGCCCCAAAGGUUGGGGGGAAGGCAGGAAUGAAUGUCUAUAUGCAUCCAGGUUCGGUUCACAAAAGCCUGGCCCUGCGAAAAAAUGAACCACUCACCUUGAGCAUGGUCCUGGCGCAAGGAUAUGCACAAAACAGGGUGAUGCACAGCAGGGUAUAGACCUCUACAUUCUCUCAUGCCUCGGCCUAUAAGGUAGGCCCACUCCUAGGUGUCUAACAGCAACAAGGUCAUAGACACCUUGGAGGGACCCACAGACCAUCCUAUUUUAAUAAAUAAAAAAGGGGGAGAUGUGGGAAGCCGCCUGAGAUGGCGCCCAUUUCCUGCUUCCGGGUUCUUCCCGGCCUGAACAAGCCCGCCAAAUUGUCAUAUCUGCCCAGUUACCCGUGACGCUAGCCUAUCAGCUUGUUAGGCGCGCUUCUCUGUGAUUGGAUACUGCUUCCCCUUAUAAGAGGUUGUUCCUGCCCCCAACGGCGGAAGAGGAAUCAACGUUGAGGGUGGCGGACCUUGUUAGGUCCGGUUCGCUGUACGUAAUAAAGUUUGAGAGCUGA
Messenger RNA from Cavia porcellus (domestic guinea pig), 3115 nucleotides. RefSeq names its product igE-binding protein-like. Bases 968 to 2119 code for a protein of 383 amino acids. Gene Ontology annotation, biological process: viral process. NCBI's taxonomy places the organism in Eukaryota, Metazoa, Chordata, Mammalia, Rodentia, Caviidae. The record is from RefSeq and is a predicted model, not a curated record. The transcript is spliced from 2 exons. Gene Ontology annotation, molecular function: nucleic acid binding.